UAGAUUGAAAAAGGAGGAACAUGAAUCUCACAAACUGUACCACGGAAGCCAACAUGGCUGUGAGACCCAAGACCAUCACAGAGAAGAUGCUCAUUUGCCUGACUCUGGUGAUUAUCACCACCCUGACCAUGUUGCUAAACUCAGCUGUGAUUGUAGCCAUCUGCACCACCAAGAAACUCCAUCAGCCUGCAAACUACCUAAUCUGCUCUUUGGCGGUGACGGACCUCCUGGUGGCAGUGCUGGUCAUGCCCCUUAGCAUCAUGUACAUUGUCAUGGACAGUUGGAAGCUUGGGUAUUUCGUCUGUGAGGUAUGGCUGAGUGUGGACAUGACCUGCUGCACCUGCUCCAUCCUCCAUCUCUGUGUGAUUGCCCUGGACAGGUACUGGGCCAUCACCAAUGCUAUUGAAUAUGCCAGGAAGAGGACAGCCAAGAGGGCUGGACUGAUGAUCCUCACGGUCUGGACCAUCUCCAUCUUCAUCUCCAUGCCCCCUCUGUUCUGGAGGAGCCACCGCCAACUCAGCCCACCCCCCAGUCAAUGUACUAUCCAGCAUGACCACGUCAUCUACACCAUUUACUCCACACUUGGGGCAUUUUAUAUCCCCUUGACUUUGAUCCUGAUUCUCUAUUACCGCAUUUAUCAUGCCGCCAAGAGUCUUUACCAGAAAAGAGGGUCGAGCCGGCACUUAAGCAACAGAAGCACAGACAGUCAGAAUUCUUUCGCAAGUUGUAAACUUACACAGACUUUCUGCGUGUCUGACUUCUCCACCUCAGACCCUACCACAGAGUUUGAAAAGAUCCACACCUCCAUCAGGAUCCCUCCCUUCGACAAUGAUCUAGAUCACCCAGGGGAACGCCAGCAAAUCUCUAGCACCAGGGAACGUAAGGCAGCACGCAUCCUGGGACUGAUUUUGGGUGCAUUCAUUUUGUCUUGGCUGCCAUUCUUCAUCAAAGAGUUGAUUGUAGGUCUGAGCAUCUACACUGUGUCCUCUGAAGUGGCUGAUUUUUUGACAUGGCUUGGCUAUGUUAAUUCUCUGAUCAACCCUCUGUUGUACACGAGUUUUAAUGAAGACUUUAAACUGGCUUUUAAAAAGCUCAUUAGGUGCAGAGAGCAUACUUAGAUAGUAAAAAACCAAAAGGUGUGACUUUUACCAGAGCCUCGUGAGUGGAUGGGGGUACGGGGUACAACUUAUUAAUUCUUGAACAUACUUGGUUCAGGAGAGUUUGUAAGUAUGUGUGGUCCUGUUUGUUUGUUUUGGUUUGUUUUGUU
Sciurus carolinensis (gray squirrel) is the source of this 1267-nucleotide messenger RNA. It is a transcript of the gene Htr1e, whose product is annotated as 5-hydroxytryptamine receptor 1E. Gene Ontology annotation, biological process: chemical synaptic transmission; G protein-coupled receptor signaling pathway, coupled to cyclic nucleotide second messenger. The record is from RefSeq and is a predicted model, not a curated record. Lineage: Eukaryota; Metazoa; Chordata; Mammalia; Rodentia; Sciuridae. Gene Ontology annotation, molecular function: neurotransmitter receptor activity; G protein-coupled serotonin receptor activity. Gene Ontology annotation, cellular component: plasma membrane; dendrite. The transcript has a single exon. The coding region runs from base 21 to 1118 and encodes 365 amino acids.